AUGCUUUCCACCUCCCGGAUGUCCGGUGCUCCCAGCUCCAUGUGGAAGCUGCUCUGCACGCAGCACACGCUCAAGUGCAUCUUCGGUCUCUCUCCGCCGCUCGGACCCGGGACCGUGACGCGACCUGCCCCAGAGCGAGACCCAGACGAAUCCGACUGUGGGUCCCACGCCCCCGCUCACACCCCGUGCUGCUCGGAGCCGAGCCGUGUGGACCCCGUGCUGCUCGGAGCCGAGCCGUGUGGACCCCGUGCUGCUCGGAGCCGAGCCGUGUGGACCCCGUGCUGCUCGGAGCCGAGCCGUGUGGACCCCGUGCUGCUCGGAGCCGAGCCGUGUGGACCCCGUGCUGCUCGGAGCCGAGCCGUGUGGACCCCGUGCUGCUCGGAGCCGAGCCGUGUGGACCCCGUGCUGCUCGGAGCCGAGCCGUGUGGACCCCGUGCUGCUCGGAGCCGAGCCGUGUGGACCCCGUGCUGCUCGGAGCCGAGCCGUGUGGACCCCGUGCUGCUCGGGAGCCGAGCGUGUGGACCCCGUGCUGCUCGGAGCCGAGCCGUGUGGACCCCGUGCUGCUCGGAGCCGAGCCGUCCCCGACGACUCCCGCGAGUCAGCUCCUGGGCAGGCUCCUACCCCCGCAGGCAGCGGAAGAAGUUGAUAACAUGGGUUGGAGAAAGGGGGACGGGGAUGAAAUUCUUUCUCUUCAUCCGUUAGUCCGUUUUCAGGUAUGACCUAAAUUUUUUAUUUAAAAUUUUUUUUAAUUAAAUUUCAUGAAGGCAUGCAUACAGCCCUAGAACCUUUUACAGAACAGAGUUUAAAACUUCUAAUAUUUGGUUUUGUAAGUAAGAAGUAACUUAGUAAGAGCCAUAGUAAGUCUAUGAAUCACAAGAUACCACAAAUGUGCCUCCUUGUUCAUGGGGAGAGGAAAGGUUUUGUCACCUUCACAUACCGUUUCUUGUGUUUCCUCCUCGUUUUGACACUAAUGUUUCUCUGAUCAGAGAGGUAUUGGAGUUCAACAAGUAAAAUCUCCAAUAGUUAUUGUUAUGCUGUUAUCUGCUAGGACUGGUGCUAACACUUUUUGUUGUUUGUGGUGGGCUUUUGGUGGUUUUUUUGUGUGUGGUUUUUGUUUUUUAAGAAUAAAAUUGAAACACUU
This is a messenger RNA of Myotis brandtii (Brandt's bat), 1141 nucleotides long. RefSeq lists its product as uncharacterized. The record is from RefSeq and is a predicted model, not a curated record. The coding region runs from base 1 to 702 and encodes 233 amino acids. The transcript is spliced from 3 exons. Lineage: Eukaryota; Metazoa; Chordata; Mammalia; Chiroptera; Vespertilionidae.